GACCCUCCAUCGUGACCCCUCCAAAGGACAUCUGGAAUGUGACAGGAGCACAGAUCUACCUGAGCUGUGAAGUCAUUGGUAUCCCCACCCCUGUCCUCAUCUGGAACAAGAUAAUUCGGGGACAGUUUGGUGUGCAGAGGAUGGAGCUUCUGCCUGGGGACCGAGAAAACUUGGCUAUCCAGACCCGAGGGGGCCCUGAGAAACACGAAGUGACUGGCUGGGUGCUCAUAUCUCCUCUGAGCAAAGAGGAUGCUGGAGAAUACGAGUGUCAUGCAUCAAAUGCCAAAGGAGAGGCAACAGCUUCUGCAAAAAUCCAUGUUGUGGAAACUCUGCAUGAGAUAGCCAUGACCAAAGAUGAUGGUGCAGAGCUGUGAUGUGAUGCGAGGACUUUCACCUACGCACAGUUUUAAAUUAGUAUUUUGGAAGGCUGCAACCUCUGGCUUUUUCUGGCUCACUACGCAUUCCCUCUUAAUGGCCUUAUUCUUCGAUUCCCAGUUUGCUUGCACACUUCCUUCACAGAUACACAAAUAAAGAGAUUCACAGGUUUGACUAUGAUUUUUAUUUCUAUUUACAGGAAAUAAACAUACCUUUGAGUAGCACA
Molecule: messenger RNA, 601 nt
Organism: Mesitornis unicolor (brown roatelo)
Lineage: Eukaryota; Metazoa; Chordata; Aves; Mesitornithiformes; Mesitornithidae
Product: insulin-like growth factor-binding protein 7
Exons: 4
Biological process (GO): regulation of signal transduction; regulation of cell growth
Cellular component (GO): extracellular region
Molecular function (GO): insulin-like growth factor binding
Source: RefSeq, a predicted model, not a curated record